AUGGCGGCAUCCAUGGAACAUUUAACAGCACAACUCCAAAACAAGUGUAAUGAUGGAAAUAUUCCUCUUCAUGAAAGAUUGGAUGUUGCUCAGAAAGCAUUUUGUUCAUCAACGUUACCCAUUAUCCAAAAAGAAGAACAAGUGCUCUCAUGGAUUCUUGAAGUUUUGCAAGAUGAAAAUCUUGAAACUGUGGAGAGGAAGAUUUGUUAUGAGUCCUUACUUUACUGCUUCAAGAGUAACAGGAUGAAAACUUUUAAUGGAAAUAUUAGAUCAAGCUUAAUAACAAAAAUACAACAGGUUCUUAAAUAUAACAAAAAAUACCCUGAAGAUCUGAAGAGUGUGAUUAGAAAAUGUUGUGUUGAAGUAGUCAAUACCCCUUUUUUUCAGAGACUGUUUAUGUGUGAUGUGUAUAGCAUCUGCAAAAUAACAGGUUAUUAUCUAUUGUCAAUAACCAGUGAGGAAACCACCGAAGACUUCAACAACAUGAUUGAUCAAUAUCUUUACAUAAAUAAAAUGUGCUUACUAAAAGGAGAAUUUCGCAUUUGUUUUAUUAAAGAAGUUUUGAUACCAUUAUGUUUAGCUCUAGUGCAUUCACCCAAAGACAAAAUGGCAUCUUUUGAACAAAAAGCCACAUCUCUUCUUAGAGAGGUAUUGUUCUAUGAGCCGAAAUUCAUUGAAAAUUUUAUUGACAUCAACACCACAAAGUCUAUCGAGCCAACUAAAGAACUGAAGUCUUUUAACAAAAAAAUCAAGCAUAUGCCUACGAAGCACGAUCCUUCAGUUGUGGAAAUCUGUUAUUCCUUAUUUUUAAAUUCUGUCACUUCCAAGUACCCAGAAAAGUUUACUUUGAUAUUCAAGAUUUUUACUCUGCUUACACCUCCUUUGGGAAUCAUAGUUAACCAAGUACGAUCUAUCGAAAUGAAUCCAGUCAACAAUUGGCAUAUUGACAACAGUUUUAUUGUUGUUAAAAAAUUAGUAGAUAUUCUUGAUAACAGUAAAGUUCCACUUAACUGUCAGCUUGAAGAUGUCACCUUACAAAAUUGGUUCACCGGUUUAGUAAUAGGUUUGUGUAACAUUAACAAUAAAACUUUUAGUGCUAACUUCUUCGAGAUGAUCAUCAGAGUGUUAGAAUUUAAUCCGUUAGUUAUCGAGCCGUCCAGCAAAGCGUUAACAAUGGUGAUGUUGCAGAUAAAAUCUUACGAGAUUAAGAAUUCUUACAUCAAGCUUUUUAGAACUGUUUUUAGUGGCUCUUCCAAACUUCAGAGACUUCAGAAAUUCAUUUCAUUUUUCUUACAACACAUGAGGGAAUGUCUUAUGGUGUCAUGUGAGGAUGAUCUCACCCUUGAAGACGUCUUACCACAAGAAGUUGCCGAUGAAUUUAGUCAAGCAGUGAUUAGAUUACCGAAUUCUCAGGUGUUGUCUGUAAUGAAGUCAUUUUUGUUUCACUUACAAAGAGACUGUCUCCCGUUAGUGGAAGCAUUUGAUACUGACACAUCUGUGUGCAUAAAUAUGGAAGUGAUUUGUGAGAUGACUUAUCAGUUGAUUCAAGGUACUAACAUUGCUGAUCAUAGUGUCCCAGAGAUCGUUAAGCAAAAGUUCAAACAUAUUUUAGAAGAGAUGCAAGUGUUACUGCGACAAUUUGGAAUUAUAUUUCAAGAUAUUCAUGAAGAUCGUUUGCUUCGCCCUUACUUACUAAUCUGUAGAGCAUUUGGUGCUAUGAAGCUGUUAUUCAGAGAAUAUGAUAAUAUUCAAAUAGUUGCUCCUACAGAAGUAGAUCUUCGUCCAACUAACCUCUGCUAUGUUCACAAUUAUCUCUUUCCAGACAAUUGGGAAAAAAUCGCUCAUAGGCUAGAAAAGCAUAUAGGCUGCAAAGCAAGACACGAAUUUUUUGAACUGCUGGUCCAGAAGAUACAAGCCGUUGCCCAAGUUGAGGAAGGCUACGAGGGGCCUGGGACCCAGGUCGCAAGAUACCUCCUCAGAAUGGCGGACCUCCCAUGGCUCUGGGACCAUCUUACCGUACUCGCCCCACUUUUCCAAUCAGCUGAGUUAGCCUACCUGGUGGAAAAAAUUGUGGACUUUCUUGGCGAUGACCAAUCAUGCUGGUUUCUUCUUCUAAAGGAUGAAGCUUUUUCAGAAAAUAGGCGACUGGUGCUUGCUGUUGGUUUCCAUUUGAUGGAAAAGGCCGGCGAGGACCUAUUUGAAGGCGAAGAGGAAUCUGUAAGCAAUCAGGUGCUGUCGCUUAUCGAUCACGGCUCUAUGUUAGAGUAUGAGCUGUCGCAAAUGAUCACCGAUGAUGUCGAUCUUAAAGAAGGAAUUGAGCAAGCGCUUGAUGAGAUGGCUAAUAUUUUGAAUGAAAAUCUCUUGUAUGAUCCAGGAAGUAUAGACCAUAUUCCCCAUUUGAGCCUAUUCGAAGUACCCGCAAGACUUCCUCUUCACCACUUCUCAACAUUAAACCAAUGCUGUGCUCUUUUAUCGGCCACGUCCCUACUUUUCCAGCUACCUCUCGAUAGCGAAGCUGACAUGUACCUGUUCAACUUGCUACUUAAAAUAAUGGAUGGCCCGAAAAGAAAUGACAAAGACCUCCUAGGUAAACUGAAUCCAGGAAAGCUUUUAAAGUUCAUUGCCAAAAGAGGUAUAAACUACCGUGGCCAGAAAAAACUUAUGAAAAGGAUGUGCUUGAACACCUUCCAUACCAAAGCUGCAUCCAAGAAGUUAUUCAAGCAGGUGUGCUCACCAGAUCCUGAAAAUCUCUGGGUUACUGCUCUUGUUGUCGACUCUCUGACCCAGUUUAAAAAUAGAUAUUUGGGCUCUGUUGAGGACUGCAAAAAACCACUAGAAAGGAAGAACUGCCUGGAACAUCUUAUUUCAUCAAUGGUACCUCUUCUUUGCUCCGAAAUCCCUUCUCCAAACCAUCUUUACAGUUAUUCAAUCGCAUUUAGAUACACCAUCCAACACACUGCUGUAGCCAGUGACUACCUCCAACAACUCUUGCCCAGUCUCAAAGAGUACGUAGAAUUUGCGAUGACCAAUUACAAAACAGGGUCACUGUUGAUCGAGUCCAUGAUCCAGCACAGAGAUGAAAUUGAUGAUGAGGAUUUCCCGACAUCAUUAAUGUCUCGUACCUGGCAGCUGAUGAGAUCAGAACUGAUGGAACCUCAAGAAUCCGUAUCGCACCUCAUCUUUGAGGCAUCUACCUAUGAGGAAUUUUUUGAUAUUGUUCCUGCUCUUCUCUCGGAUACGGAGAAUGAGAUGCUGAAGACUGAGUGGGACUUCAGGAUGGCUAACCUCCUUACUCUUUGGUGCCACUUGUCCAGCAGCCUAAUCAGCAGUAAUAAAUCAACUUGUCGAGAUGAAGCUCUCAUCAGUUUAGUUACCAAGCUACCAACAUUGGCUACCAGGUGGCAUUCUGGUCGAGAUUACAACAUUAUACCAAUAGUCAUAGAGCUCAUCAGUACCAUAGCCAAGAAUACAUCGAUAUCUUUAAGAGCGAUUGCCCUCGACAGUUAUCUUAUAUUGCUGCAAGCUAUUCCUUUACCUAUUGAAUGCAAAGAAACUUUAGUUACGCAUUUGAAUCACUGUUUAGAUGCCAUGUUUGCCCUCUAUUUGUUCAGGACAGCAUUGCUUGUUGAUCGGCUGCCAGCAUUUAUGCAACGCUUUAGGCAGUAUUUGGUUGCUUUGGCAUUUGUGUGUGACCCUUCCAUCACACAGGACUUCAUCAAAUUAGCGACCCCAGUGGCCGAUAAAAUGGAAAGGGCUGCUACAACAAUGGUUAAGAGGCAGAAGGAUUUCGCUCGACUAUCACCAUAUAUCAUUGCAGAUAUGAUGAACAUCUUUCAGCGUUAUAAUAUUUGUUCUGAAAUUAAGUUCUCUUACACAAAUAUUAUCAACGCUUUCUUAUCAAUAUGUGAUAAGCAUGGAAUUUCCUACUUGAAAGGUGCACUACCCAUUGGUCAACAAGAACUUUUCAAUAACAUCUAUGAAAACUACAAUAAAUACAAUAGAUUUGUGGGAAAAAUUUAAUGUAUUUUUUUUAUUUGCUUUUAUUUAUGAUUUGUACAUUCCUGUUUUAAAUAUUUUUAAAUGAUGUUCCAUACUGUUAUUCUUUAUGUUGUUAUUGUGUACAGCUUUGAUACCUACUUACUCUUGCUUAGUAGUGUAAAUAUGUAAGAUAUUGUAAUUACAUUUUUUUCAAUUGUUAUUUCAUUUACUGUAUUCAUUCAAUAAUACCUACCUUGAUUUUGUUUUAAUACAUGUAUAAAAUGUUUAUACUUCAAGUAUGUGCCUCUAAAAUAUAAUGUGGCCAUAAUUACCUAUUUGGUAUUAUAAUA
Messenger RNA from Nezara viridula (southern green stink bug), 4328 nucleotides. The record is from the annotation of a GenBank genome assembly. NCBI's taxonomy places the organism in Eukaryota, Metazoa, Arthropoda, Insecta, Hemiptera, Pentatomidae.